Molecule: messenger RNA, 1665 nt
Organism: Colletotrichum spaethianum
Lineage: Eukaryota; Fungi; Ascomycota; Sordariomycetes; Glomerellales; Glomerellaceae
Exons: 1
Coding region: 1-1665 (554 amino acids)
Biological process (GO): carbohydrate metabolic process
Source: RefSeq, a predicted model, not a curated record
AUGGCGGACGCACCCAAGGACAUGGUCGAGAGCGUUCUCCCAACACGAUGGAAUCGUGACUUUGAAAAAAUUGCCAAUGAUCUGUGCCCAAAGCUGCGCCGAUGGGUGCGCACGCCUCAACGAAUCAUCGAUUUCGACGCAGACGAAAACCAAUACUUUGGCGUUCGGGCCGUGCCUGCAAAGUACUCCAUCGACCAGCUACCAUCGAAGACUUGGGGGAAAGGAGAUGACUUCAUUCUCGACUUCGGCAUUCACAUGGUGGGAUACGUAUCGAUGAAGCUUGAAUCUCACGGUUCACAUAUGGACGCCCCAUGCCGACUGCGCCUCACGUUCGGCGAGUCUCCCCUAGACGUGACGCUUGGCAUGGACAACGUCAAGACAUGGAUCAGUACUAGCUGGCUGCCGGACGAGAUCAUCAAUAUCGAUAUGUGCCCUGAGCUCGUCUCUUUACCUCGCCGCUACUCGUUCCGCUUUCUACGAGUAGAAAUCAUUGAUACGUCCCCUAAAUACAAAGUCGCCUUCUCGGACGUGAAGUGCGACUGUGUCAGCGCCAUCAGCCAAGACCAUUGUCUGGAGAGUUUGCAGUUCCACGAUGCCUUACUUCAGAAGAUUGAUCAUGUCAGUAUUUCGACGUUGAGAGACUGCAUGCAGACGGUUUUCGAAGACGGCCCGCGAAGAGACCGACGACUUUGGAGCGGUGAUCUUCGGCUUCAAGCUCUCGCAAACUACAGUACUUUCCGGGACUUCAACCUCGUGAAGAGGUGCAUCUUCCAAUUCGCCGCGGUAGUUCGCGAAGAUAACUCGGUACCGGCCUGCAUCUUCGAGCAACCCCAGCUAACGCCGUCAACGGACUAUAUCGUGGACUACGACGCACUCUUCGCCGCUAUAGUCUACGACUAUGUGGUGGCAUCUGGAGACAAAGCUGCGGGUCAUAAUCUCUGGCCUACAGUACUCGGCUGUGUCAAGCGGGCAAUCAGUCAUUUAGACACCACUACACAUGCUUUUGAUGAGACCAAGGGAGACGGAUGGAAAUUCCUUGACUGGCAACCUGGCUUGGAACACAGCGCAGGACUCCAUGGCGUCCUUCUCUUCUGUCUAAAAGCAGCUAACGCUUUAGCCAAACUGCUCGUAAAGGAGGUCCCUUUUGCAGACCUUGUAAGCCAGAUGACCGAAGGAGCAAAAGUAUUCCUCUCACCAGACAAAUUUUUCGUGUCCGGACCCACGGCCCAGAUCAGUUUCGCCUCGGCAUCUUGGCUUGUUUUGGCCGAGGCUUUCCCACAGGAUGUCGCACAGACAGCGCUGCUCAACACACUCGCCCACCCGGAUGCCGUUAAACCCCUUACGCCUUACCUAUGGCAUCACGUUUGCGAUGCUCUAGCAACUGUUGGGUGUUUCGAAAAGUGCGUCGAGAUCAUGACGAGCUACUGGGGAGGAAUGGUACGAGCUGGUGGCGAUACCUUUUGGGAGUGUUUCAAUCCCGACGAUCCUCGCGCAAGCCCUUAUGGCGAUGUGAGGAACAACAGCUUCUGUCACGCCUGGAGCUGUACUCCCACUUACCUGUUGAGAGAGAAGCUAAAGGGCUUCAUUGGGGUGAAGAGCAUCACUUCAGUAACUAUGGGCGGCCUAGAUGAGGACUGGAUCAAGUCUCAGAUCACCGCGUCAUGA